Molecule: messenger RNA, 1626 nt
Organism: Malania oleifera
Lineage: Eukaryota; Viridiplantae; Streptophyta; Magnoliopsida; Santalales; Ximeniaceae
Product: proline iminopeptidase
Exons: 11
Coding region: 77-1279 (400 amino acids)
Biological process (GO): proteolysis
Cellular component (GO): cytoplasm
Molecular function (GO): aminopeptidase activity
Source: RefSeq, a predicted model, not a curated record
UCGUGUCACGGAGCCCAAGCCAGCGUGCUGGGGGAACCAACGCUUGCGCAUUCUUAUCAUCGCGAAAGUAAAAGCCAUGUACCUAGGUUUAAAGGUCAAGUCCAACAUUCCUCCCCCCAUUUCUCCAAGCUUCUCAUCUUCCCUCUCCUCUGCUCUUCCUGGCUUCCCCUCCUUCCCAAAUUUCUCUGCAUCGUUCAAGUACAGCUGCUUCUCCACAGGAAGGACGGCAGCAUUACGUGCUCAGAAUCUGUCUUGUAAGAGUGACCAAGAGUUUGCCACAGCAAUGGAUUUUGGCAAGGAAUUACCGGAAUUAAAUAUGAAUUUUUAUCCACCUUUAGAUCCGUAUGGUUCGGGCUUUUUGAAGGUUUCAGAUCUCCACACGAUCUACUGGGAGCAGUCAGGAAAUCCAAAUGGGCAUCCAGUUGUGUUUCUUCACGGUGGACCAGGAGGAGGUACUGCACCAAGCAACAGAAGAUUUUUUGAUCCCGAUUUCUACCGAAUCAUUCUAUUUGAUCAGAGAGGCGCAGGCAAGAGUACACCUCAUGCUUGCUUGGAAGAAAACACGACGAUGGACCUCAUUGAAGACAUUGAAAAGCUAAGGGAACAUUUGGAAAUUCCAGAAUGGCAGGUGUUUGGUGGGUCGUGGGGUAGUACUCUGGCCCUGGCAUACAGCCAAUCUCACCCUGAAAAAGUUACUGGCAUCGUGCUUAGAGGCAUAUUUCUCUUGCGUAAAAAAGAGAUUGACUGGUUUUAUGAGGGUGGUGCUGCUGCAAUAUACCCUGAUGCUUGGGAGCCAUUUAGAGAUCUUAUUCCAGAGAAUGAAAGGCGAAGUUUCAUUGAUGCCUACAACAAAAGAUUGAAUUCUGAUGACAUGGAAACACAAUAUGCAGCUGCCAGAGCGUGGACCAAAUGGGAAAUGAUGACUGCUCAUCUUAUUCCAAAUGAAGAAAAUAUUAAGAGAGGAGAUGAUGAUAAAUUUUCAUUGGCUUUUGCAAGGAUUGAGAAUCAUUACUUUGUCAACCGGGGUUUCUUUCCUUCAGACUCAUACCUUUUAGAUAACGUUGACAAGAUAAGGCACAUCAACACAACUAUUGUACAGGGAAGAUAUGAUAUUUGCUGUCCAAUGAUGUCAGCAUGGGAUCUUCAUAAAGCAUGGCCAGAGGCAGAUUUCAAGGUGGUUCCAGAUGCAGGCCAUUCGGCUUAUGAGCCAGGUAUAGCUGCAGAGCUUGUGGCAGCAAAUGAAAAGAUGAAAAACAUUGUCCAGAGAAAGGGACCCUAAGAACUAAUUUGGCUUCUAUUUUCAAGGAUUAGUGACAAUCCAGGUAAUAAAGAGGUUCUUUAGUACAGCGUCAUCCACAUUGAUGGGUAUGAUAUCUGUCAAGGGGAAAAACACACAUACACGCACACAUUAUGCGGUCGGAUUAAAUCACAGAACUGCUCUUACCUUUUUGGUGGUGUUGUGCUAUUUUUGUCAACUUUGCUGCUGGAGGAGGCUUUUUUUGGCCCCUCCAUUUUAUUCAGUACAAACAAAACCAUAUUAUGGAAACUGUACUUUCUAAGUUGGUAUGCUUAUGCAUGGAGUUGUAUCAACUGAAUAUUGGUAAUACUGGAUGCAUGGUUUGUAGA